Molecule: messenger RNA, 3423 nt
Organism: Juglans regia (Persian walnut)
Lineage: Eukaryota; Viridiplantae; Streptophyta; Magnoliopsida; Fagales; Juglandaceae
Product: pentatricopeptide repeat-containing protein At4g19440, chloroplastic
Exons: 5
Coding region: 207-2729 (840 amino acids)
Molecular function (GO): protein binding
Source: RefSeq, a predicted model, not a curated record
CAUUGCAAGGCAGGUAAAACAUGAGGGAAAGAAGCUUUUUCCCAUUUCGAAGACCGUUUCUCUGUGUCUCUCUCAAAACCUAUAUUUCUGUCAGCGUGUCUCAUUUACAUCCUCUGAGUAAAGCAACCGAACCCAUGGCUUCCUUUCAUCCACCUUUACUCUAAAAACCGCUUUCGAAAUCAAAAACCUUUAGAGGCACAUUCUUUAUGCACUCUAUGGAUUUGAGGAGAUUUCCAAUCACCAAACCUACCCGUAUCUUCUACUCCAUCACCCGCCGCUUAACCUGCGUCACCUCCAUCGCUCACCACCUACAAGAACAACCUCCUCAAUCUCAGCAUCGGCCGCCAUUACAGCUCCAGAGACAGAGCCAUUCACAGCCUCCAAAUCAGAGUUUGCUCAACUGGGUAUCUACUAUCCUCUCGAAACCAUCUCUAGAUUCUUCCAUGUGUAAAUCAGUCAUUCCCCAUUUAUCUCCUUCCGAAUUUGAUCAGAUAUUUUUAUCUUUGAAGUCCAAUUUGAACCCCAAAACUACUCUGAAUUUCUUCUAUUUUGCGUCUGAAGCUUUUAGGUUUCCGUUUACUGUGAGAUCCUAUUGCCUUUUAAUUCGUUUGCUUAUUGUAUCGAACCUGGUUUCGCCUGCAAGAUUGCUCCUGAUCCGUUUGAUUGAUGGUAAAAUGCCUGUUUUAUUUGCCAGCACAAAAAAUCGGCACGUUGAGAUUGCCACUAUGAUGGCAGAUUUGAAUUUGCCGUCCGAGCGAGUUCUUGGGGUACAGGCAUUGGAUAUGUUAGUUCACGUUUACUGUACCCAGUUUAAGAAUCUCGGUUUUGGUUUUGCUAUUGAUGUGUUUAGGUUAUCUGCGAGCAAGGGCAUGUUUCCUUCUCUGAAGACUUGCAAUUUUUUUCUAAGUUCUUUGGUGAAAGCAAAUGAGCUUCAAAAGAGUUGUGAAGUGUUUGAAGUGAUGUGUCGAGGUGUUUCUCCGGAUGUUUACUUGCUUAGUACCGCAAUUAAUGCCCUUUGUAAGGGAGGGAAGGUUGAAGACGCGAUUGGGUUGUUCUUGAAAAUGGAGAAGUUGGGUGUUGCCCCAAAUGCCGUCACAUACAAUAAUAUAAUACAUGGCUUAUGCAAGAACGGGAGAUUAGAGGAGGCAUUGCAGUUUAGAGAGAGGAUGUUAAGGAACAACGUGAAACCAAGUCUUAUAACUUAUAGUGUACUUAUUAAUGGAUUUAUUACGCUGGAGAAAUUUUAUGAAGCAAAUUCUGUUUUGAAGGAAAUGUCAGACAGGGGCUUUGUUCCGAAUGAGGUUGUAUAUAACACAUUGAUUGACGGGCAUUGUAAAACUGGAAAUAUUAGUGAGGCACUGAAGAUAAGGGAUGAUAUGGUAUCCAAGGGAAUAGCUCCUAAUUCAGUUACCCUUAAUUCUCUCAUACAGGGUUUUUGCAAGAGUAAUCAUAUGGAACAUGCUGAGCAUCUUUUAAAGGAGAUGUUAUUGAGAGGGUUAUCCAUAAGCCAGGUGGCUUAUACUUCGGUCAUUCACGGGUUAUGUAUGAAGUCUAGGUUUAAUUCUGCACUACUAUUCACUAAGGAGAUGCUAUCUAGAGACUUUAGACCCAGUAAUUCGUUGAUUACCACACUGGUUGUUGGACUUUGUAAGGACGGAAAGCAUUCAGAGGCAGUUGAACUUUGGUUUAGCUUAUUGAAGAAAGGGUUCGCAGCCAAUAUAGUGACCUCAAAUGCUCUAAUUCAUGGACUUUGUGAAGCAGGUAACAUGCAAGAGGCUGUUAGGUUACUCAAGGAGAUGCUAGAGAGGGGUUUGGUAUUAGAUAAGAUCACAUACAACACACUCAUCUUGGGGUGUUGCAAAGAGGGGAAAGUGGAGGAAGCUUUCAAGCUUAAGGAAGAGAUGGAUAAACAAGGAAUUCAACCAGAUACCUAUACUUACAAUUUGCUAAUUCAUGGAUUGUGUAAUAUGGGUAAAGUGGAUGCUGCUGCUAAGCUUUGGGAUGAGUGCAAAGGAAAUGGCAUGGCUCCCAAUGUUUAUUCAUAUGGGGUGAUGAUAGAUGGAUAUUGCAAAGCUGACAGAAUUGAAGAGGGUGAAAACCUAUUCAAUGAGUUGGUUACUAAGAAAGUGGAGCUAAAUUUUGUUGUUUAUAAUACACUAAUCAGAGGAUACUGUAGAAAGGGGAAUAUGAUUGCAGCCUUUAAACUCCGUGAUGACAUGAAAAGCAAUGGUAUUCCACCUACUUGUAACACAUAUUCUUCUCUGAUACAUGGAAUGUGCAAUAUUGGCCGUGUUGAAGAUGCAAAAGACCUUCUCAAUGAAAUGAGAAAGGAGGGUUUGUUGCCAAAUGUUGUUUGUUAUACUGCACUAAUUGGUGGUUUUUGUAAGCUGGGCCAGAUGGAAAAAGCUCAAAGUGUCUUGCUGGAAAUGUCAUCACAUAACAUACACCCUAAUAAAAUUACCUACACUGUCAUGAUUGAUGGGUAUUGUAAAUUGGGCAAUAUGAAAGAAGCAACUAAGAUGCUAAAUCUGAUGGCAGAAAGUGGAAUUCUCCCUGAUGCUGUCACAUACAAUGCUUUGACAAAUGGAUAUAGCAAAGAGAGGAAGAUAGAUGAAGCAUUUGAAGUGUGCAAUCAAAUGUCCAAUAAAGGAGUACCUUUAGAUGAAAUCACAUAUACUACAUUGAUUCAUGGCUGGCAUCAGUCUUCAACAACUGCAAAUCAAGAUUAAUGUGGAAAUUUCAAGAGGGAAGCUGGUGGUAGAGACAGUCCUUGGCAACCUCUUCUCCAGAUUUAAGUAUGAUCUUUGUACUUCAGAGGUCUGCUUUGCUGUUGCAGAUUUGCGGUAGCUGCUUGUAGACCAUGAGCCGUGAGCUUGUUGUAAGACAAAGUACGGUGGUACAGUUCCUCAUUGGCCCACAGAACAUGAGAUCUCGAUUGCUAGUUUCAUUUGGAUUGGACGAUGGAGAAACUUUAUUACUUCCAGGCAGCAGGUAGUCCUUUGAUAGCUCCUCCUCACCGAUUAGGCAUGCAUUCAGUAUAAGCCGAUUGGAGUAAGUCCUUUCAAAGGUUUUUACCCGCCUCAUGAGAUCUACUACUUCAUAAACUUAAGGGUGCAACCGUGCGGGCCCUGCGCCAGAUUUUGGAGGUCAUAUUAUAAAGGGGAAGAGAAAGUGAGAAGAGUCUGAGGGGAAAAGAUGCAAAGGAGGCGGAUGACCACAAUAUUGUAUAGAACCUCAAGCUCUCAAGAGUUCCUCUUAUCCUCAGGUUUGAUAAAAAAGCUCUAAACCCAUCAGGCCAUAGAUUCGCUCUUUCUGAUGUUCAUUUGGACAACCUCGUUGUCAAAUAUAUCCUCCACCUCUGUUUGGCUUCUGAGACAAUCGUAGAGUUAUUAUUAAGCAUCCAAGGAAAUAAGCUUCAUUCAA